Messenger RNA from Fusarium poae, 303 nucleotides. RefSeq lists its product as uncharacterized. The record is from RefSeq and is a predicted model, not a curated record. The transcript has a single exon. NCBI's taxonomy places the organism in Eukaryota, Fungi, Ascomycota, Sordariomycetes, Hypocreales, Nectriaceae. The coding region runs from base 1 to 303 and encodes 100 amino acids.
AUGCCGCUCCCUCCUCCUGCUUCCCACCAGUCAUAUAACACGCCCGCUGUCGACGUUCCAGUGCAGAUGCCCCAUGCUUCUUUCCACCGAGCAGCAUCUUAUCCUAGGACAACGCCUCCUCUGCGCCUUGAUUGUUCAGUUGCUCCCACACCUGCAGUUGUGCCUUCGCCUCCCGCUCACAACGCCUCGCAUGUCGAUCUUUCCCGCCUUCACUCCAUCUACUCUUCCCACCGCUCCUCAUUCUGGUCCACCAUCGCCAACGAGUCUUCUUCGCCCGUUGAAGUCGCUUCGAUUCAUCCAUGA